Messenger RNA from Coprinopsis cinerea okayama7#130, 552 nucleotides. RefSeq lists its product as hypothetical. The transcript has 3 exons. The coding region runs from base 1 to 552 and encodes 183 amino acids. The record is from RefSeq and is a predicted model, not a curated record. NCBI's taxonomy places the organism in Eukaryota, Fungi, Basidiomycota, Agaricomycetes, Agaricales, Psathyrellaceae.
AUGUUCUCAAGGAUCGCCAACUUCGGUUUCUUGUCCUUGGUCCUCUUGUCCACGAGCGCCCCCGUUUUCGGCCGCGAACGUUGGCUUGAGCGAGACGACAAGGCUGUCUUCCUCCACCCGCGUCGGUUCGGCCAGGAGCAACCUGCGGUUUUGGAGAAGCUUAGGAACGCGUGCCCUGGAGAUGUUUGUGGCACCUUGGCGGGUCAGGCUGUGACGCCUUUGCUGGCUGCUCAGCCCGAGUGCUCUCAGCAGGAUCUGGCUGAUGAUAUCAUCGACGCCAGUCGACAAUUCGAUGCUGCUACUCAGGCCAAUAUGAUUGCUAUUGCACAAGAAUAUCGUCAAGCCGAGAAGAACACUCCCCCUGACUUCACCACCGACCCACCGACCCUCAGGAACUCUGUCUUCUGCCAGAAAGCCCCCCGGAACCCCGAGUUGAACGGCUUGGUUCAGGCUCAAGACCCUGCCAAUGACCCCGAACUGUUCUUCGACCCUGCUUUGAGAGCGACCGUUGUCAGAGGGAGCCAGGCCAACACUGCUCCCUUUGCUGGAUGA